Molecule: messenger RNA, 2322 nt
Organism: Rotaria sp. Silwood2
Lineage: Eukaryota; Metazoa; Rotifera; Eurotatoria; Philodinida; Philodinidae
Source: the annotation of a GenBank genome assembly
AUGAGAAUUCUUGGAUUUUUCGUUCUAUUACGUUUUUCUCUAGUGCUAGACACUAUUGAUAUUAUUAAUUUCAUUUCAUUUGGUAUUGAAUAUAAAGAUAAAAUCUUUGGACAAGAACUUAACGAUAUAACUGAUUCAAUAUUAAUUUCUGUUCGAUAUGCUUUCUUUAAUCAAUAUUAUGAUAAAGUUCAUGUUUCCCGUCAUGGUUUAAUUAUAUUAGGAAAUAAUAGUUAUUUAUUAUCGCUUAAAAUACCGGAUCAAUUUUCUCUUGAAGAUUUGGUAUAUGUCACAUCUUAUUGGAUUGAUACAAAUAACACAAACGAUUCAAUUAGUAAGAUCUUUUAUCGCAAAGUUUUACUGAAGAACGAACGUAAUGCUCUUUCAAAAAUAAGUGAAACUGUACAUAAAGGAUAUUCUAAAUUAGCUGUUCAACGAAUGUUGUGGACAUUUAUUGUCACUUGGCAUCAACUAUCUAAUAGUAAAAAUUCUACAAAUCGAAAUACUUAUCAAGCAAUAUUAAAUACUAAUGGAUUUUAUUUAUUUACUUUAUUUAUCUAUCAUAAAUUACAAGGGUCACAAGGUUCAUCAAGUAUUCAUUCGCAAAUUGGAUUUAAUACUGGUGAUAAAAUGAAAUAUUAUAAAGAGAAAAUGUAUUUUUCGCCGUUAGUAUUGACUAUUGUUAAUGAUUCAAAUAUAGAUAUACCUGAUCAGUUGGUAAGUAUGUUCUUCGCCGAAAACAAGAUCGUCGAAAACUCACAUCGCCGACUCGACGUGGAAAUUUACGGUGCGUUUCCACGUCGUGUCGGCGAUUUUGUAUUUCAUGCAUCAGAUAAUUUUAGUGAUAUACAAUAUGUAACAUCUACUGGUUUACAAGUUUCUUCAUUUCGAGGUUCAAUUUAUGGUCGAUAUGAAUUUCGAUUAGAUGGUAUUUGUUUUAAUAAAUCUGUCUAUGAAAUACAUAUUCAUAAUCAAAUAUUUAAUGAUUGUCAUGUACUUAGUACAUUAUAUAUUGUUUGUCUUAUGCCUAUGUUGAUCGAUAGUGGUAAAAUAAAAAUAGAAGUAUAUGAUCGAAAAGAUAAAAUUCUUAUAGAUUCUAUUGAAUUUCUUGCUCAUGUACCAGAAGAUCAUGGUGAAUUAAUAUUAACCCUUUGGUUACGUGAUGUACAAUGUAUAACAUCUACUGGUUUACAAAUUUCUUCAUUUCGAGGUUCAAUUUAUUGUGGAUAUAAAUUUCAAUUAACUUGGACGGAUGCUCAAUGUUGUUAUGAUGAACAAGGAAAAUUUAUUGAACAUGGAAAAGAAAGUGCUGGAAUACUUGAUGAUAUAUCACCUUAUGCAAAUAAUUGGUUUGAAAAACGUUUAAUUGACGAAAAUGAUCAAUAUAAACAUAUGCUUCAAUUAGAUGAUUCUUUUGAAUCUGAAGCUUGGAUUGAUCUAUUUAAAUUUGAUGAACAAUAUGAAGUAAAUGAAAAAAAAUAUCAUGAAAUUCGAAAAACAAUUUUUAAAUAUACUGAUGAUGAAUUUGGAUCAAGUUCAAAUUCAUCAGAUAGUGAUGAAGAAGCUGAUGAUAAUGAAGAAAAACAACAAAGAACUAUCGAUCCAAGUGACACAAAUUUAGUAACGCUUCGUCAUAAAACAUGUUUAACAAUUCAAUCAAAUAUUUCUGCUAAAGAAUGUGCUAAGAAAUUACUUAAAAUGAAUUUAUAUCGUAGACAAAAUAGGGAUGUAUGUGAAGUAAUUGUUGAUAUUUGUGGACAGCAACCUACAUAUGAACGUUUUUUUGGUUUAGUUGGAGAAAAUAUUUGUUUAUUAGAUAAAGAUUAUAUUUAUUGGUUUGAAAAAAGUUUUCGAGAUCGAUAUAUGGAUGCUGAUCGUCUGGAAAAUGUUAAAUUAAGAAAUGUGACUAAAUUUUUUGCAUAUUUACUUGCUACAAAUUCCAUUCACUGGAGUGUAUUUAAAUGUAUUCAUUUAAUUGAAAAAAAUAUAAGAUCAUCAUCUUGUGACUACUUGAAAAAUUUAUUUAUGGAAUUAAUUAAAUGUUUUGGCUUUAACAAACUCAAGGAUCAUUUAACUGAUCCAACAUUGAGAAAUUGUUUUCAAGGUCUUUUUCUACUUGAUAAUUCAGAAAAUGCUCAAUUUUGCAUCAAAUUUUUUACAUCAAUUGGUCUUGGUAGAAUAACAGAUGAAUUGCACGAAUUCAUUAUAUCAAAUCCAACACCAUCUCCACCUUCAUUUAUGUCAAUAUCUGAUAAUAUCAUGAAAGAUUUUUAUGAUCGUCAUCUUCGUUAUGAAGAAGAUAAAAGAAAAAAAGAAAAAAUAUAA